GCAAGCAAAUCAAUCGAUGUCUCGCAGUUAUUUGUAUUUCGAAUAUCGUAAAGCGAUGAUUAAUCUCGAGACUCAACAUUUUAAACUGAAUAGAAUUCUGUUACUCAUUAUUGGGUUGUGGCCUUUACAACAAUCGAAUUUAACGAGACUUCAAUUUAUUUUCUUGUCUACUAUUUUGACAACGAAUAUUACGUUUCAGCUUAUGGCAUUUGUUACAUUAAGAUGUACACCGGACCUCAUCGCUAAUGUUUUGUCUUCCACAUGUUUCUCUAGCACAUACGCAAUAAAAUACAACUUAUUUCAUUUUAACAUAGGAGCUAUGAAGGAUUUAUUAAUGCAACUUCAGAAUAUAUGUAACGGUUUAAAAGAUGAAAAUGAAAUUACUAUUAUGAAAAAAUAUAGUUGCAAUGCGGAACGUUACACGAUUGUACUGACAAUACUUACAGUUUGUAGCGUAUUUAUUCUUAUCGUCGGUUUUAUUGGAUCGAGUAUUUUCUAUAUGAUAUUACCCAUGAAUGUAACUCGAUCACGUCGCCUGCCGAUUACGAUAGAAUACUUUAUCGAUCAAGAAAAAUAUUAUUAUUUAAUUUUGUUACAUAUCAUCAUGGCGAUAUUGAUCGGAGCAAUUGCUAUGAUAGCAAUAGGAACAAUGCUUAUUGCAUAUUUUCAACAUACUUGUGGUAUGUUUAGAAUUUCUAGUUAUCGUAUUAAACGCGCAAUGUAUACCAAUACGCUAGGAAAUAUUAAAUGGAAGAAAGAGAAUUUAAUAUUAAAAGGAAUAAUUAGUGCCGUAGAUAUACAUCGGCAAGCUAUGAGAUUAUCCAGGCUUUUGGCAUCGAAAAUUGAGACAAUGUUAUAUUGUUUAAUAAUGCUGGGUGUGAUCUCUUUGAGUCUUAAUCUUUUUCGAAUUUUUCAGAUUACGUCAUCCGAAAAUGAUAUUAAGGAGUAUAUGUUUCCCCUUUUUACUACAAUUACCAGUAUCCUAUAUAUGUUUCUAGCUAAUUAUAUUGCGCAGGAUUUAACGGAUCACAAUAAUGAUAUCUUUGCUACUGUGUAUAAUGUUCAAUGGAAUGUAGCUCCGUUACACAUACAGAAAGUGAUACUAUUUUUGCUGCAAAGAGGCGCCAAAGAUUUUACUAUAAGCGUUGGAGGACUAUUUGUCGGAUCGUUGGAGUGUUUCGCCACGUUGGUGAAAACUUCAGUCUCUUAUUUUACUGUUAUAUAUUCAACGCAAUAAUGUAAGAUUAUAUCUUAGAGAUACCUAUUAGUCAUGAUACACAUACACUACACACAUCGCCAAAGGGAAACAAAUA
Messenger RNA from Camponotus floridanus (Florida carpenter ant), 1313 nucleotides. RefSeq lists its product as uncharacterized. The record is from RefSeq and is a predicted model, not a curated record. Bases 17 to 1237 code for a protein of 406 amino acids. Gene Ontology annotation, molecular function: olfactory receptor activity; odorant binding. Gene Ontology annotation, biological process: sensory perception of smell; detection of chemical stimulus involved in sensory perception of smell. Gene Ontology annotation, cellular component: plasma membrane. NCBI's taxonomy places the organism in Eukaryota, Metazoa, Arthropoda, Insecta, Hymenoptera, Formicidae. The transcript is spliced from 10 exons.